UCAAAACACAAAUGCCCCUUACUUACAGAAACAACAUACAUAGUUUUAUAGUCCUAGAAUUAAAACCCUUCACUUUUCAGGAAGCAUUUCAAGAGUGGGGUGUUUUAAAUCUUUCCCGAAGCAUUUCACCUUUCAUGACUACAAUUAGCUACUAUAACUCCAAAUUAUCAUGUAUCAUACCUUUGCAACCAUCUAAUAAUAAAUGAAGUUUGAUUUUCUUUAAUGUGACAUGAAUGGGUAACGUUUUAUUCCCAUCUCAGUUGAUAUAAGGUAUCUUAAAAAGGGAGGGGGGUGUUUUAAAUCUUUAAUUAUUCCUUCGAGGAAGGUUGAUGAUGUAGAUGAACAUAAAAGAAUGGAAUAAUGUCAUGACUUUAUGAAGCAAAAGUAAGGAAGAUGUUACUAGAAAAUGACAGAGAGAGGUGGGGAUUCAGUACGUUGUGGAUAUGUCUUCCAAAUUUCAGACCUUAUCUUCUUUCCUAGUAAUAUGGGAGAAGGCAACACAAAACUCAGACCCCAUCUAUAUUUUUUUUUAUCAUCAAUUUUAUCUUAUAAUAAAACGAUGAUAAUUAUUGAUUGAUGAUAAAGGGUUGGGUUUUUGGAUAAAGCAACAAAAAGGAGAAUUAUCUAACUUUUAUGCUACAUUUAAUUAUAAACUAAGCUUUCCACGCAUAUAUAAAUAGCUUCUCAAACGCACAUACUACGGUUGCAAUAUAUAAUACCUUUCUUCUUCUUCUCCUUCAGAUUGAUUCCAAUGGGAGAAUUGCAAGAAACUCAGCGUCUUUAUGUUGAUGAAGCUCAGAGUGGUUGUUGCAGAACGAUCAUGGAAGAUUGUGAAGCUUCAAUGGAGUCUUCCAUGGAGUUUAGUUCUGCAAAUUCUGAAGCAUCUUCUUCUAUGGAGAUGGUGGAAGAUGCCCUUUCUACAGUUUCGAAUUCUUCAUUAUCAUCAUCUUCUUCUUCAAAUGGACCUCUUUUUGAGCUAUCAGAGCUUAUGGUUCAUCUUCCGAUGAAGAGAGGGCUGUCUAAAUAUUAUGAUGGCAAAUCAGAAUCUUUCACAUCUCUUGCAAGUGUAGAGAGAUUAGAAGAUUUAGCAAAGAGGGUUUCUCCCAUUAGAAAAAAGUUCAAAUCUUGUAUGAGUGUUGGAGGAGGAUUUGAUGGCCAUAAAUCCAUUAUCCCAAGAGCUACCAUAGCCAAGAAAGCUUCAAGAUCAAGAGGGAAAAGGAGUCUGCUUUGUGGUUCUAGGUCUGCAGUUUCUGUGAAUUGGCACUGAUUAUUUGCUACCCUUAAAUGACUUGACCACAUUUUCAAGCUCAUUUCUCCCCUCUUCUAUUCUUUGAGAAAAAAUUUGUAGAACCUGCUAUCAAAUCUGGAAAAUUCACAUUGCAAUGCAUAAAGAUAAUCCUAAAAAUCACAUAUCAUUA
Cucurbita moschata (crookneck pumpkin) is the source of this 1418-nucleotide messenger RNA. RefSeq lists its product as uncharacterized. The transcript has 2 exons. Lineage: Eukaryota; Viridiplantae; Streptophyta; Magnoliopsida; Cucurbitales; Cucurbitaceae. Bases 752 to 1267 code for a protein of 171 amino acids. The record is from RefSeq and is a predicted model, not a curated record.